UGAUGUCCGGUCUUUCCGUAGAAUUUUUAGUAUUUUAUGAAUAUACAUCUAUUAUUGCAAUAAUAAUUCCUUAAAUACUAUUAAUUUAGUCAUUCAAUAGUUGUUUAGUAGUAGUACUUCUAUUUCCUCGAUCACAUUAAAUUGUUUUUUAAAAUGCAUUUACUCACCUUCUUUUUAUUAAUAUUAUUCGUUAACAUAAUAUAUACAUACGAUAAUGAAAUUAAGUCUGAAGCUGAUGUUGGUGUCAAAUAUGCAAAUACAUGCGAAGUCUGCAAAAUUCUCGCCACUGAAUUGCAAGAACGUCUCGAAGAAACCGGUAAAGUACAUGAUGUGAUUGAAAUAGGGUAUUCUCUCGAUGACGUCCAGCCUAAAAAGAAGACAAAAUACCAAAAAUCUGAGCUUAGAUUGAUUGAAUCGUUAGAGGGGGUUUGUGAUAAAAUUCUAAAUUAUAACAUUCAUAAAGAACGAGAAGAUAGUACCAGAUUUGCUAAAGGUAUGAGUGAAACUUUCAGAACUCUUCAUAACCUAGUAGACAAAGGAGUUAAAGUUGAUCUUGGCAUUCCACUCGAGUUGUGGGAUAAGCCAUCGGCAGAGAUAACACAUAUGAAAAUACAGUGUGAGACUCUGUUGGAAGACCAUGAAGGAGCUAUUGAAGACUGGUAUUGGAACCACCAAGGGGAGACUGAGUUGAAACACCAUUUAUGUACAAAACAUGUUUUACAAGGUGCUGAUGAUUCUUGCCUAUAUGAAGAGCUGAAAACCAGAGAGAAGGGUGACAGAUCUGAACUUUGAUAUGGAGUGUCAGUUUAAUAUGUCACCUAAUUUUAUAAAGUUAUUACAAACAAUUAUAAGUAUAUGAAAAAAGUACAGUGCUAUACAAUAAGAUAACCUGUUAUUUUUUAGUGAUCUCUACAUAGUAUCUUAGCUAUAAUUUGUCAUUAUUCUAUUAUCAUACUAUAUUCCUUCUGGGUCAUUUAAUCAUACUAAUUAUAUUUGAGGUGCAACUUUCAGUUGGGCCAUACUAUAAAACUGUGAAGUUUAGUAUUUUAAAUUAUGCUGCUAGAUGCUACUUAGUUUUUUUAUAUAGGAAAAUAUGCUGUAUUCUAUUUUAAGAAUCGAACAAAACUCUCCCAAGAGGAAGGCCUAUGUUCAACAGUGGACAGUAUGGAUAAUAACACCAUCAUUGUAUGAUACUAAUAUCAUAUACACAAUAAUUAAGUUUGAUUGUUGUCUUAAACCACUUUAAAUAAAUUAUUAAGUAUUUGACAUUAUUACAAUAUUUAUAUGAUAAGGAUAUUUGUUUUUAAUGUAGUGUAUAUAGAAUAAUAAUAAUACAGGAUUACUUUAACCUAAUUAUGUAUUUUUAUUUUUUAUAUAAUAUUAUUUAGCAGUUUUUAUAAAAUCCUCUGAAAAGUACAUUUUCGGUUAAAUCAGUUCUGUAUGUAUUUAAUGCAAUAGAUAUCCGAUAUGGAUCUAACAUACUGAUACACAACAUAAUCAUGACUCUCUAGGUCUAACACACUAUUUCAUUUUCUGUUCUUUCAUUGGAUUUGAUCCACACACAGUACAAAUGUUUGUAUUCGUAAUUAUGUCUGCUUGUAUGGGUCUGGAUGUUUUUUAUGUAUAAUAUAUAGGUAUUUAUAAAGGUAAGUAUUUUCAUCAGUUACCUAUAGUAGGUAUAAGCUUUGUUUAUUUUGGGACUGUAUAGUAAUACAGUAGUAUUUAUUAUUGUAUGAUAGAGCAUAUAAGGAGUCUAUAUGAGUUUAGCUUUGUUACUAUUUUGGUAAUUAAACCAAACUAUAAUGAACUUCUA
This is a messenger RNA of Galleria mellonella (greater wax moth), 1813 nucleotides long. It is a transcript of the gene CNPYb, whose product is annotated as protein canopy homolog 4. The transcript has a single exon. Gene Ontology annotation, molecular function: signaling receptor binding. Gene Ontology annotation, cellular component: endomembrane system. The record is from RefSeq and is a predicted model, not a curated record. NCBI's taxonomy places the organism in Eukaryota, Metazoa, Arthropoda, Insecta, Lepidoptera, Pyralidae. Bases 154 to 792 code for a protein of 212 amino acids.